GAAAAGAACACAGUUGAAAUAUUCACACUCUUGAUUGCUGCACUAUUCCUUCGCCCUUGGCUUUCUCUCCAUCUUUUUCUCUGUCUUCCUAGCCAGCAAAAUUAGGGUUAGGGUUUUCACGAAAAAAAUACCCUUUUCUUUGUCUGCAACUCAAAGGGAAGGGUUUAGGGUUUAAAUUAUCUGGGUCUGGAAGGCCCUUCGAGGGUUCGUGAGAUGUUUCCUUCUUCCUGUACUUCACUGAUCAAAUGGCGUUUCUUUCAUAAGCCCAUGUCCCCCUUGCUUGUUCUGGAAUUUUACUUUGUCUUAUGGGUCCUCUUCACGUCUUGUAGUGACGCCUUUCCCGCCGAUUCGGACAAAUCAGUGCUUCUUCAUUUCAAGAAUUCGGUCUCUGAUCCAUCGGGGCUGCUUUCGAGCUGGAAUUCGGCCGGAGAUUCCAAGCACUGUUCUUGGUUCGGUGUUCUCUGCGACUCGAAUUCGCGGGUUGUCGCUCUCAACAUUACUGGAAAUGGUGGUCGAAGUAAUCGAAGCUCUUCUCCGUGUUCUGAUUCUGCUGAAUUUCCACUUUAUGGGUUUGGAAUUAGGAGGAGCUGUGACAGCAGUAGAGGAGCAUUGUUUGGGAAGGUCUCGCCUCUGAUCAGUAAGCUUACUGAGCUCAGAAUUCUGUCACUUCCGUUUAAUGGUUUCGAGGGUGAAAUUCCUUCUGAAAUUUGGGGUAUGGGCAAGUUGGAUGUUCUCGACCUGGAGGGCAACUCCGUAACUGGGUCACUGCCGCCCCAUUUCGAUGGCUUGAGGAACUUGCGCGUUCUAAACCUUGGUUUUAAUAAAAUUGUGGGGGAGAUACCGAACUCACUUGCCCGUCUUGAAAGUUUGGAAAUUUUGAAUUUAGCUGCAAAUGGCUUGAAUGGAUCUGUUCCUGGGUUCAUCGGUAAGCUGAAGGGGGUGUAUCUACUCUCUAAUCUGCUUACUGGGCCUAUUCCACUUGAGAUCGGGGAUAACUGUGUGAAGCUUGAACAUCUGGAUUUGUCUGGUAACUUCUUAGUUCAGCGAAUUCCAAGCAGUUUGGGUAAUUGUAGUCAAUUGCGGACACUUCUGCUGUAUUCAAAUCUGUUGGAAGAGGUAAUUCCUCCCGAACUUGGUAAACUUAAGGUGCUUGAAGUCUUGGAUGUUUCAAGAAACGCUCUCAGUGGUCCAGUACCUCCCGAAAUUGGGAAUUGUUCGGAGUUGUCUGUCCUUGUGCUGUCAAAUCUUUUCAAUCCGCUUCCUGAAGUCAACGAUACUUUGAGGGAAUCUUCGCAAUUGGUUUCUAUAAAUGAUGAAUUGAAUUAUUUUGAAGGUGCCAUGCCUGUGGAAAUUACAUCUCUCCCAAAGCUGAGAAUAUUGUGGGCACCAAGGGCAACUCUGGAAGGUAGUUUCCCAAACAGUUGGGGUGCUUGUGAUAACUUAGAGAUGGUCAAUUUGGCUCAAAAUUAUUUCACUGGGGAAUUUCCAAAUCAGCUUAGUGGCUGCAAGAAGUUGCAUUUUCUUGACUUAAGCUCGAACAACCUUACUGGAGAGCUUGCUGAAGAACUUCGUGUUCCCUGUAUGACCGUGUUUGAUGUCAGUGGGAAUAUCUUGUCUGGUUCAAUUCCUGGAUUCCUUAAUGUUACUUGUCCUUCAGUUCCUUCCUGGGAUGGCAAGCUGUUUGACCUUGACAAUGUCUCAAUUCCAUAUAUGUCCUUUUUUUCAUCAAAGGUUCAUGAUGGAUCCCUGUUGACUUCGGUGGGAGGAGUUGGUCUUUCAGUUAUUCACAAUUUUGGGAACAACAAUUUUACUGGCAUGCAGGCACUGCCCAUAGCACAUGACAGGUUGGGAAAGAAAAUGGGUUAUGCGUUUCUUGUCGGAGAAAACAAGCUUGCAGGGCCGUUUCCUACCAACGUGUUUGAUAUGUGUGAUGGAUUAGAUGCAUUGCUCUUAAAUGUCAGUUAUAAUAGGUUAUCUGGCCAGAUUCCUGCGAAGUUUGGCGGGAUGUGCCGGUCAUUAAAGUUUUUGGACGCAUCCGGGAAUCGGAUAACUGGACCAAUUCCUGUUGGUUUAGGGGAAUUGGUAUCUCUUGUUUCUCUUAACCUUAGUCGGAAUCAGUUACAAGGUUCGAUUCCUGUCAGCCUUGGCCAAAUGAAAAAUCUUGUGUUUCUUUCUUUGGCCUCUAAUAACUUAACUGGCUCCAUUCCUUCCGAGCUGGGGCAGUUGUACUCUUUAGAGGUUUUGGAUCUUUCAUCUAAUUCUCUCACGGGUGAGAUUCCAAAGGGUUUUGAGAACUUGAGAAAUCUGACUGGUCUUCUUCUCAACAACAACAAACUUUUUGGACAUAUUCCUACCGGUCUGGCAAAUGUCACUACACUCUCAGCGUUUAAUGUGUCCUUCAAUAACUUGUCUGGAUCACUGCCAUCAAAUAAUAACUUGUUGAAAUGCAGCAGUGCUGUUGGGAAUCCUUUUUUACGUCCUUGCCAUAUGGUUUCUUUGAAUGCGCCAUCAACAGAUCAGCAAGGGCAGGUAGCUGAUUCUAAUUCUUAUACUGCUGCACCACCAGAAACUGCCAGCAAAGGUGGUGGGUCUGGCUUCAAUUCUAUUGAAAUAGCAUCUAUAACGUCUGCAUCAGCUAUCGUUUCUGUUCUGAUAGCCCUAAUUAUUCUGUUCUUUUAUACUCGUAAGUGGAACUCCAGGUCCAGGGUUGUUGGUUCCACAAGAAAAGAAGUUAUUGUAUUUACUGAUAUUGGGGUUCCAUUGACUUUCGAAACUGUUGUUCGUGCCACUGGUAAUUUCAAUGCCAGCAAUUGUAUUGGAAAUGGAGGAUUUGGAGCAACCUACAAGGCAGAGAUAGCACCAGGAAAUCUAGUGGCAAUAAAACGUCUCUCGGUAGGACGAUUCCAAGGUGUUCAACAAUUUGAUGCAGAGAUAAAGACCCUUGGAAGACUUCGCCAUCCAAAUCUUGUCACUUUGUUUGGCUAUCAUGCCAGUGAGACUGAGAUGUUUCUGAUAUACAAUUAUUUGCCGGGUGGGAACCUGGAAAAGUUUAUCCAGGAGAGGUCGACAAGGGCCGUGGAUUGGAGAAUUCUUCACAAGAUUGCAUUGGACAUUGCCCGGGCACUUGCCUACCUCCAUGAUACGUGUGUACCACGUGUCCUCCAUCGCGAUGUGAAGCCCAGCAACAUACUGUUGGAUGAUGAUUUCAAUGCAUAUUUGUCUGACUUUGGAUUGGCCAGACUUCUGGGAACUUCUGAAACCCAUGCUACUACAGGGGUGGCAGGAACAUUCGGUUAUGUUGCGCCUGAGUAUGCCAUGACUUGUCGGGUUUCUGACAAGGCUGACGUGUACAGUUAUGGUGUUGUCCUUCUAGAGUUGCUCUCAGACAAGAAGGCAUUAGAUCCUUCUUUUUCUUCCUAUGGGAAUGGCUUCAACAUAGUAGCAUGGGCAUGCCUGCUACUUCGGCAAGGGAGAGCAAAGGAGUUUUUCACCGCUGGGUUAUGGGAUGCAGGACCCUCGGAUGAUUUGGUAGAGGUAUUGCACUUGGCCAUUAUGUGUACCGUUGAUUCCCUCUCGACGAGACCUUCAAUGAAACAGGUUGUACGAAGGCUAAAGCAACUUCAACCGCCAUCGUGCUAGCAGCUAGCCCUUUGGUGAGUUUGACAUAGUGAUUCUUAGAAGCAUUCCCACUUUGUAAUAUCAUUUGUGAUUUUAGGCUUGGGUCCUUUUUUGUGGACUGUUCUUCCUAGGUUGAGUUCUAAAUUGUAAAUUGUAAUAUAGUGAUGCCCUCAGUUUUCGAUGCUUGUUUCUAGAUUAGGGGGCUUUGGUGAUGAAUCUGCAGAAGAGUGCAGAUACGUGAUUUCCACGCCAUACACGUGUAUUCCUGUUUCAUUUUUUUAAUAAGAUCAUAGAAUAGAAUCAGUUUCUUCUCUCCA
Messenger RNA from Neltuma alba, 3935 nucleotides. RefSeq names its product LRR receptor-like serine/threonine-protein kinase RPK2. NCBI's taxonomy places the organism in Eukaryota, Viridiplantae, Streptophyta, Magnoliopsida, Fabales, Fabaceae. Gene Ontology annotation, biological process: protein phosphorylation. The coding region runs from base 214 to 3639 and encodes 1141 amino acids. The transcript has a single exon. The record is from RefSeq and is a predicted model, not a curated record. Gene Ontology annotation, molecular function: protein kinase activity; protein binding; ATP binding.